This is a messenger RNA of Centropristis striata (black sea bass), 1127 nucleotides long. RefSeq names its product chromosome 24 C8orf74 homolog (gene c24h8orf74). The record is from RefSeq and is a predicted model, not a curated record. The coding region runs from base 31 to 825 and encodes 264 amino acids. The transcript has 5 exons. NCBI's taxonomy places the organism in Eukaryota, Metazoa, Chordata, Actinopteri, Perciformes, Serranidae.
AACAAAGUGAAGUUUUGUCGCGUAUCGAGGAUGGAUUCAGUGACAGAAAGUGAAAUAACGCAGAUAGUGAGACUGCAGAGAGAGGCCGGCGUGCAGAGGCUCAGCUGUCACUUCUCGUGGUCUGAGUUCUGUGAUGAACGCCGCUGCUUCCAUCAGGAGUUUGUGUACGACGUGGCCAUGUUUGCUGCGGCCCGUGGCUUCCCCUGGUCUAACGUGGUCCGGGCAGCUGUGAUCGCCAAAAACAUCUUCCCACAGCUGGACGGUCUCAAUGCACCCAGGCUGUUGUCUUCGCUGAGAGACGCCGUGUCUGAGCCGAACCUCACCUCGGUCCAACGACACCAGUUCACCCAGUUCCUCACAGACACCUGCAUCAGCCGGCGGAGGCUCUUCCAGGCGGUGCUGGAAGGAGCUGCCAUCACAUCCGCCUCUCAGCUGCAGCUGGAGGUGCAGCUGCCGCCUACACCUCGUCCUCUCUCUCAGGGCACGGACCUGAAGGUGUGGGAGCAGCAGCAGCAUCACGCUGAGCUCAGCUCUCUGCUGCGACAGAAGGAGGAGAAGCUGCAGAGUCUCAGAGCGGGGUCAAGGGUCACUCUGCAGGAGCUGGAUGUUCCUGAGGAGGAGCAGCUGGACAAGGAGGCUCUGGUGCAGUGUGUCCGUGCAGCAGUGAGGUCUACAGAGGACCAGAUCCUGGAGAGUCUGGACCAGGAGGCGUCUCUGCUCCGAGACAUCCAGCAGCUCAGACUGCAGCAGGCAGCGCCGGCCAGCGGACGCCUCCACAGACGGCCCCACAGAGGAGACGCAGCAGCAAAGACCAAGCUGCACUAACAGGACUCAGAGAGCCUGGAAACACUGUGAGGAAGGCUUAUUAUAUUAUUUAAUCUCAAGUUUUAACUCUUGUAAUAUGUGAUAUAUUUCAUUUUCCAAUAUUGGAUAAUAUCCCAUCAUCUGUGAAUGAUUUUCAACCUUAAGAGACAAAAAGGAAAAAAACAAAACAAAAUAAACUCAACAAAAAUUAAUUAUAAUACUCAAAUUGAAAUAUGGUCAUGUUAUAUUAAUGGCAGAAGGUAAACAGCAGAAAAUAGGUUAUUUAAUACAAAAAUAAAUGAGAAAAUAAAGAUUUAAAAUGA